This is a messenger RNA of Cylicocyclus nassatus, 696 nucleotides long. NCBI's taxonomy places the organism in Eukaryota, Metazoa, Nematoda, Chromadorea, Rhabditida, Strongylidae. The record is from the annotation of a GenBank genome assembly.
AUGAUGCUAGCUGUUGCAACUCAACUUAUUGCUGAAGGAGUGCGGGUAAAUAAUAUGAACUAUGGUGGAGUAAUGACGAAUAUUGCACAAAAUAGUGGAGUUCCUGGUGAGCUUGCAGCAAAGGCUACUAAGAAAGCCAUACUUGAAGCUGGCGCUCAUAGCGAAGACGUGAAUGUUUUGCAGGCGGAUGUCACCGAUGCUCAUGGAAGGAAACAUAUCAUCUCAAGCACAAUCCAGGUUUUUGGUAAAUUGAAUCGGAAAAAUGAACUUUUAUCGACAAAUCUUGCACAAAAUGAUGGUGUAUCUGAUGAAGUCGCAGCAAAGUUCUACGCAUCUUAUGCCAGAAAUCCCUUCGAAGUGCCUAGCGGCAGAAUUGCUGUUCCAUCAGAAAUCGCAACGGUUAUCGCUUUUCUGGCUGACGAAAGCCAGUCAUCUUACAUUGUCGGCCAAACAAUCGUCGCCGAUGGUGAGGCGGAUAUCAGCGCGACUUUAUCAAACAUGGACUUCUCAUACAUACACAAAGCUCUUGAAGCUUCAUUGCCCAGGGUAGCUGCAAAAUAUCUUUCCCGGCAAGAACUCAAGCUGUUGGAGCUCGCUUAUUGGAACUGGACCGAAGAGAGAGCACAAAAUUUCAGCUUGCCUCUCAGCUUACUCCUUCUUAAGGGAUCGCGAAAUAGAGUAGUCUUUCAUAUCUGA